Messenger RNA from Penicilliopsis zonata CBS 506.65, 1833 nucleotides. RefSeq lists its product as hypothetical. The record is from RefSeq and is a predicted model, not a curated record. Gene Ontology annotation, molecular function: telomerase inhibitor activity; G-rich strand telomeric DNA binding. Bases 1 to 1833 code for a protein of 610 amino acids. NCBI's taxonomy places the organism in Eukaryota, Fungi, Ascomycota, Eurotiomycetes, Eurotiales, Aspergillaceae. Gene Ontology annotation, cellular component: chromosome, telomeric region; nuclear telomere cap complex. Gene Ontology annotation, biological process: telomere capping; regulation of telomere maintenance via telomerase. The transcript has 4 exons.
AUGGCGGCCUUGCCUCCGGGGUUUGUCGACGUCCCCUCGGCGAUCUCGUCGAAGGGGUUUGUGAGCGUCAUUGGCGUGGCGGUAGAUGUUUUGCCAUUGACGAAACCAUCGAGAGGCACGUCUUCACUGAUCACUUUCACGCUGAAGGACUGUGAGCUUGACAAGCAGCCGCUGGAUGGGCUCAAGGUCAAGUACUUCAAUGACGACCCGUACGCGAUACCGCCAGUCAGACUCCACGAUGUAAUUUUACUGAGGGAUACAAGAGUGAAACUAUACCAGGGAAAACGUCUGGCAGUUGUGUCACAGAACGAUCAAGUUCCUUGGGCAAUCUUUCGCCCGGACGGAAGGUUCCCCAUCUGUAGUCCCAACUCGGCGAAGCCGAUCGCAAUCGAACAAGACUACGCGUAUGGCCUGCUGGAUCGCCUUUCGGGAGGUCGUCGUCUCCAACGGGCCCCUCCCUCCACCCCAUAUAGCCGACCAGCCGUUGUUGUAGAGUCUUCAGCAUCCGCAAAAAAGGCAUCUUCUAAACGAGAAUUUUCGUUGAUCAAAGACAUCAAGCCUCACACAUUCGUCGACCUGGUUGCCCAGGUCGUCAAAACUUAUCCCGAUGGCAGCGAUAAAUUCACCAUAUACGUCACCGACUACACUGCUCACAAGUCGCUGCACAACUACGAGACAGGAGAUGCCCGUGAUGGUGAUCCACACGGGUAUAUCUCGCGCACCGCCAGCAAAUGGAAGGGUCCCUCGGGGCAAAUGACGAUCCUAGUAACCCUUUGGGAGCCGCAUGCCUCUUUCGCCCGGGAAUUCCUAAAGGUAAAUGACUUUGUUUUUUUGACAAAUGUUCAUAUCAAAAUGAGACCGGGGAGUCAGAUGGAGGGUGUUAUUCACACAGACCGUCAUUACCCGAAGAAGAUCCAUGUGCAGCAGGUAGAUGUGGGAGAUGAUUCUCGAGUGAAGGAUUUGGUCCGCCGCAAAAAAGAGUAUGAAAAGCGGAACCCCAGACAUCAGGCCCCUGGCAGUGCGUCAGAUGAGAGACUGGCAUCUAAGAGGGCCUUCAAGAAGCAAGAGCCAAAUGAGCGCAAGAAGCAGAAAAUGCAAGUCGAAGAAGGCCAAACCGCACUCAAGCCGUCGGUGGAAAUCUUGAAGAAAAAUCAAAUUAAUCAACAUGUUCAAGCAGCCAACCCGGCAGUUCGUUGCCGCAGCUUGGAAGACAUCAUGAGCAACGAAUCUCACAAUAACGUCUCACCAGCCGGUUUCAACUACCGCCUGCCCUUCCAGAAUCUGAAUUAUCGGUCCACCGUCCGCGUCAUUGACUUCUUUCCGCCGAGUUUAGAAGAUUUCUCCGUACAAGACAAACCAGAGGACUCGCCAGGUACUUUAGACGAGACAGAGGAGGAGCCGGACAAUCAGAGGAAGCGAUGGACCUGGCGGUUCUGUCUACUAGUCGAGAGCUCCCGGCCACCGCCACCUGGCGAGCCCAGGGCGCGGAUGAAGCUUUUUGUAUCCGGCCAGGACGCGGUACACCUUCUCCAGCUAGACCCUACCGAUCUGCGUCAGCACCCAUCGCGGUUGGAUGAAUUACGCGAAAGACUCUUCAUCCUCUGGGGUGAAUUGGAGGAACAAAAGCGGAAGCUGGCUCAAGAGGGAGCCAGUUCCGCUUUACUAAAACCAGAAGCCAUCUCCUCGUUACCAUUCAACUGCUGCAUCAAGGAAUACGGCGUCCCGUGUUCACAUCGCAGCCGCAAUAUCGAGGAUGACCUCGAAUGUGGCCACGACGACUGUCUUGGCUGGGAACAGCGGUUUGCCCUGUUUCAAACGACCAUUCACUACUGA